AAUCCAUUUUGUGUACCAUUUGCUACUACAAAUAUGGGUUCCGCGAUGCUAGCAAUGGAUCUGGGAUGGAUGGGUCCUAACUACUCUAUCUCCACUGCAUGUGCUACAAGCAACUUUUGUAUAUUAAAUGCAGCAAACCACAUGAUUAGAGGCGAAGCUGAUAUGAUGCUCUGCGGUGGCUCUGAUGCUGCAAUUAUACCCAUUGGGUUGGGAGGAUUUGUCGCAUGCAGAGCACUCUCUGAGAGGAACGGUGAUCCUACCAAAGCUUCACGCCCGUGGGACAUUAAUCGUGAUGGAUUUGUCAUGGGGGAAGGUGCUGGGUUUCUGCUUUUAGAAGAAUUGGAGCAUGCUAAGACGAGAGGUGCGACCAUUUAUGCAGAAUUCCUAGGUGGGAGCUUCACUUGUGAUGCCUAUCAUAUGACCGAGCCACACCCUGUUGGAGUUGGUAUCGUUCGCUGCAUAGAAAAGGCCUUGGGUCAGUCUGGAGUAUCUAGGGAAGAUGUAAAUUAUAUUAAUGCUCAUGCUACAUCUACACCAUCAGGAGAUGUUAAAGAGUACCAGGCUCUCCUACACUGCUUUGGAAAAAAUCCUGAGUUAAGAGUGAACUCCACAAAGUCCAUGAUUGGUCAUCUACUGGGAGCUGCUGGCGCUGUGGAAGCUGUUGCAGCAGUUCAGGCGAUAAGGACUGGUUGGGUUCAUCCAAAUAUCAACCUGGAAAACCCGGACGAAGAAGUGGACACAAAUGUGCUUGUUGGACCAAAGAAAGAAAGACUGAAUGUUACGGCAGCAUUGUCUAAUUCUUUUGGGUUUGGCGGCCACAACUCCUCGAUCAUAUUUGCUCCUUACAAGUAAACGUAAAGUUCAAGCAUCGAUUGUCCUUGUUUUCUUAUAUUUGGAUUAACUGAAGGUACGUAAAUUCGUUACGUCAGCAACAGCUGCUGAACUAUGCAAAUUCUGGCGGCCAUUUGGUUGGCAAACUGUUUAGUUCAGCUACAUCAUGCUGAGGACUUGGGAAGCUUUGUCCGGUCGACAAACAUAGGUCCCUGAAAAGGGUUAUCAUAGGAAGUAAGGUAAAACAUCCGACUGUGUGGAUCUAGUUAGGGAGAAAAGAUGAUGUUUAGAGUUCAAUGUUGUGUUC
Molecule: messenger RNA, 1138 nt
Organism: Hibiscus syriacus
Lineage: Eukaryota; Viridiplantae; Streptophyta; Magnoliopsida; Malvales; Malvaceae
Product: 3-oxoacyl-[acyl-carrier-protein] synthase II, chloroplastic-like
Exons: 10
Coding region: 34-852 (272 amino acids)
Biological process (GO): fatty acid biosynthetic process
Cellular component (GO): chloroplast stroma
Molecular function (GO): 3-oxoacyl-[acyl-carrier-protein] synthase activity
Source: RefSeq, a predicted model, not a curated record